Molecule: messenger RNA, 402 nt
Organism: Schistosoma turkestanicum
Lineage: Eukaryota; Metazoa; Platyhelminthes; Trematoda; Strigeidida; Schistosomatidae
Source: the annotation of a GenBank genome assembly
UAGGUAGAAUCUGGGAACUGGACGUGAUCCCAUCCGACUGGUCUCAAUCACUGAUUGUCCCAAUCUAUAAGAAAGGACAGAAGUCUUCUUGUGACAAUCACAGGGGAAUAAGUCUAACUAAUAUAGUUUCUAAAUUGUUAGCCUCGAUUAUACUUAGACGUCUAACUAGAGCUCGUGAAGAGCAGAUUAGAGAAAACCAGUCUGGUUUUCGACCUGGACGUGGUUGUAUAGACCACAUCUUCACACUACGACAGGUCCUGGAACACAGACACACAUUUAAGCGUCCUACAAUAGUUGUUUUCCUGGACCUAAAGGCGGCAUUUGACUCAGUGGAUCGUGAGGUUCUGUGGCAGUGUCUGUCAUUGAAAGGUGUACCAAAGAAGUACAUUAACCUUAUACAAG